AAAGUUUUGUUGUGCGGAGGUCGCCAUGAAUCACUCAGUAUGGUGCCUGUUUUGCAUUUCCCUGUUUCUGCUGUCGCCCCCGACUGAACAGGUUUCUACUGCCUCCGAUCCGCACUACUGGGCCGGUGUGGUAGAGUUCAGUUCGCAGCCUAUCGAGGGAGAGUCCGACAUCGCGGCCACCGAGCGGCGGCUGGCGAAAUACUUGGAAAUUAUUGCCUCACCCGAUGCUGUCCCUGCCGAUGUGCUUGCGUUCCCGGAGAACACUCUGGAUACCCGAUCGACGGCCUCUUUCGUGCCUCAUCCGGCCGAUCGCAUCAUACCGUGUAACAAUCUUCGGUACGAAAAGACCGUCCGGGACGUGUCGUGCGAAGCGCAAAGAACCAAGAAGUACGUGCUGAUCAAUCUGACCGAGAAAGCGCGCUGUCCGGAAGGCGGCGACACGCGGCCCUGCGGUCCUGAUGGGCAUUACCACUUCAACACCAACGUGGCGUUCGAUCGCGACGGCAUGGUGGUGUCCCGGUACCGAAAGUUUCACCUUUUCGGUGAAGCCGGCAUGAACACGACCGUUUUCCCGGAGAUCGCCAGCUUCGAGACGGACUUUGGUGUAACGUUCGGGCACUUUAUCUGUUUCGAUAUGAUGUUUAAUCAACCCGCGCUGGACCUGGUCGCGCUCAGGGUGACGGAUUUCAUCUUCCCAACGAUGUGGUUCUCCGAGCUACCGUUUCUGACGGCCUCACAGAUUCAGCAGGGUUGGGCACUGUCGAACAAUGUGAACCUUCUGGCGGCCGGUGCCAGCUGGCCGGCUGUCGGAAGUACCGGAACCGGGAUUUACUCCGGCAAACGCGGGACCAUCACCACCGUUAUGAACCACGAAGCAGAUACGAAACUCUACAUCGCGCAGGUGCCGAAGAUACAGUUCCCGGAAACACCAGUCAGCAAGCUGCCACAGCAUUCCGGUACUCCGUCGCAGAUGGCCAAGUUGCGAUUGAAGCGCGACCACAUCGAUGGCUACAAAACGAGCGACCUACCGAUGGUGUCGAACGCGGCUUAUGAGAAGAGUGUGUGCUACGAUAGCACCUCCUUUUGCUGUAGCUUCACGAUCAAUUACACCGUCAAGGAAAUGCUCCCGUCACAGAAUCAUUACCGCUACAAACUGGUGGCCUACGAUGCCGAGCGUACGUUCGAUGGGUUCGCCGACGGUGAAAUUACCACCUGUGCCAUUCUUGCCUGCUCCUCGGACAACUAUGCCGACUGCUCGCAAAGAUUUGGCGAGGGCCAGUCGUACGAGGACAGCGUCACUUUUAACGCAAUCAGCAUCAGCGCGAAAUUCGCCAACAACUACGAAACCUUUGUGUUGCCUACGUCGGUCGAUACUAGCAUUAUGCCUUUGGACGUAACCGAAACGGAGUACACCGUAGUUCCCAGUGCCACCGACAAUGAACCACACAACAUGAUCACCUAUAAGUUGAUCCGUCCCCGGUCCGAUCUCUUAUCGUUCGCUAUUUGGUCGCGCAAGUUCGAUUACAGAGCUUCCGGGGCCCCACUGCCCGGCGUGGUGCCGUCGUUAGUAUUGCUCGCUGCACUGUGGGGUGUGAUGAGGAACGUUUGCCGAUUCUAACGACCUAAUCUGCCUUACGCGUUUUCUUUCCCGUAGCCAAAGGAUUCACACCGACGAACUGUAGCGGGUUGCGGGAAGGGUCACGAUCAUCGCGCCUCAUGAAAAUGCUAUCACUCAUUGCACCGUUCGAUUACUAUUCGGUUUCGGAAGCGAAAAGUUUGCCGAA
This is a messenger RNA of Anopheles cruzii, 1784 nucleotides long. RefSeq names its product vanin-like protein 1. Lineage: Eukaryota; Metazoa; Arthropoda; Insecta; Diptera; Culicidae. The transcript is spliced from 5 exons. Gene Ontology annotation, molecular function: hydrolase activity, acting on carbon-nitrogen (but not peptide) bonds, in linear amides. Bases 26 to 1618 code for a protein of 530 amino acids. The record is from RefSeq and is a predicted model, not a curated record.